AUGUACCGCUGGAGGUUCGUGGAAGUUUGCGGGCCUGUGAGCGACGUUGAUAUUACCAAGUAUCCGUAUGAGUUAGUGCGCGAGGAUCGCCUACCGGAUGUAGUGGAAUGCAGGGAGGAACUGCAGACCUUGCUAGAGCAAUGGCAGCACCAGUGGAUUCCUUCAACUCCGUAUCAACCACGCCAGCGGGAUCAAGCAGCUAACAACCAAGAGGUUUUUCUGGAUUGCUUCGGCAGCAGCUACAUGGACUCGACCGCGAGAGCUCUCAAUGGAAUCACAGUGGAAGGCUCAUUGACAAUCGAGGCCGCCUUCGGGCGAAACUUGUAUGGCCUCCGCACGUUGAAACCCAACCAGACGUACCAACUUGACCGAUUGCGCGCUGUACGCUACCCUCGCGAUCUCCAGUCCAGUUGGUCGAAUGUGUGCGACGAUGGCGCCCCGACCGUGUAUGCACUCAUUGAGGAGCUGAACCGCGCGGAUGCUGCAAACCUCGAACCUACGAGGCUGAAGCUGACCAUGCGCUGCUGCCUUAAGUCCAGAGGAGGACCUCAAUUCGCCAAGCUCACCUACUUUCGCGAAGAUGACAAGUGGGUUUUCGCAGAGGUGCGGGCGCUAUCGGACGUGCACCUGAGUCACGAUAUUUCUCUGGACAACAACACGAGUUUCCGCGUCAAGGUGAUCGCCGAGCUGUUCGAGCCCAGAAAGGCUUGGUGGGGGUCCAUCAAAGAUUUCGUGCUGCUUGACGAGCCGGUUGGCGAUCCGUUCAAGACGGAAGUGAACCUGGUCGGUUGCUCCGACAGAGACCUGACAGUUGAGUUUGUUACCGUCAAAUGGGUAUCGAGGACGGUGAACUUCCGUGGAUUGGGCUUCCAGAAAUCGAUUAAAGAGGAAUCCACGUUGCUUCGAGCGCUCCCGCCACUGUCAAUGCUGACAGGCAAACAACCAGGUGAGACGUUCCAGUUUCUGGUUUCGAGACUGGUUGAAAUCCUGGACGAGUUGUCUGAGGGGCGUGAACCGCUGCAAGACUGGUAA
Phytophthora sojae is the source of this 1032-nucleotide messenger RNA. RefSeq lists its product as hypothetical. The transcript has a single exon. Lineage: Eukaryota; Oomycota; Peronosporomycetes; Peronosporales; Peronosporaceae. The record is from RefSeq and is a predicted model, not a curated record. Bases 1 to 1032 code for a protein of 343 amino acids.